This is a messenger RNA of Manihot esculenta (cassava), 2560 nucleotides long. RefSeq names its product probable protein phosphatase 2C 4. The record is from RefSeq and is a predicted model, not a curated record. Lineage: Eukaryota; Viridiplantae; Streptophyta; Magnoliopsida; Malpighiales; Euphorbiaceae. The coding region runs from base 221 to 2311 and encodes 696 amino acids. Gene Ontology annotation, biological process: protein dephosphorylation. Gene Ontology annotation, molecular function: protein serine/threonine phosphatase activity. The transcript has 4 exons.
UCUCCCUCUAAAAAAGUCAACUCCCGCUCGCAUGCAACCCCCUCUCUCUCUAUCUCUCUCUCUGAUCGUCAUCUCCCUUUCUCUUCUUCUUCUCCACCUUUCCUCAGUUCGUUUUCUCUGCAAAAUGAUGAGAAAUCAAAUAUAGUCUCUGCAAAUCCCGAGAAACAACAAUCCAUCAAUCUAAUAUAUCUAUCUGAUAUAUAUUUUUUUAUUGAAUUUGAUGGGCAACGGCGUUACCAAAGUCAGCCACUGUUGUGCUGUCUCAGGGGACAUCUCUCGCCGGCAUGACAUCGCCGUUUAUGUCAGCGAUCACCUCCACAGGGGACUGGGUCAUUCCUUCUGUUACAUACAAUCUAAUCCAUCUCGCUUAUCCAACUCAAAAAUCCACUCCGAUGAAACGACGACGUUCGUCUCUAUCUCUGGUGCCUCUGUAAGCGCUAAUACUUCAACGACUCUGAGCGAUGCUUGUCUCUACAGCUCCAGUUUGGAUGAGGCUUCCGCUUUUGAAAGCUCCGACUCUUUCUUUUCAGUCCCUCUCCAGCCCAUCCCUCGUGGGCAGCUUCAAUCCGGCUCUGGUAAGCUCGUACCGGGUUCUUGUCCAAUCGAACGGGGCUUUUUAUCGGGUCCCAUAGAGCGUGGGUUUCUUUCGGCACCCAUUGAGCGUGGGUUUGUAUCGGCACCUCUUGAUCGCGGCUUAUAUUCCGGUGAAAAGGAAGGGGACAACAGCGGCAAGUUACAGAGGAGUAUCUCUCAUGGCAGUAUUGUCUUUGAUCAAAUCCAAGUUAAAACCAAGAAGAAAAGCUUGAUAAAGACUUUAAAGAAAGCAAUAUCGAGCACCAUCUCUCGAGGAAAAAAAUCUAUAGUAGCGUCGAUCAAAGGUGUUAAAGAAUCAGUUUCAGGUAGAAAUGGUGAAAACUUGAGCGGUGAUAGUGCUAAUUUGAGUGCCCAGGUAAGCUCGAACAAUGAUGUUGAUGAAGAUAGUUUGUUUUCAAUGGAGAGCCAGAAUCUGCAAUGGGCACAGGGUAAAGCAGGUGAGGACAGAGUUCAUAUGGUAAUAUCAGAGCAACAUGGGUGGAUUUUUGUGGGAAUUUAUGAUGGUUUUAAUGGCCCUGAUGCUCCAGAUUAUUUACUUACCAAUCUCUACACUAAUGUUAACGAGGAGCUCAAAGGAUUGUUAUGGAAUGACAAGUUUGAAUCCCCAUCAAAAACAGAGGAAACUGAGGAGGCAUCAACUUCUACUGACAAGGAAAAUCAUCUGUUUGGCAUUAGAGAUGAGGAAAAACAAUAUUCAAAGAGAAACCAGGGGAAGAAUCCGAGGCACAGGAGUAAAGGCGCAGCAAAAAGGUGGGAGGAAAGCCAGAGGAGAUGGAGGUGUAAAUGGAACAGAGAAAGAAUGGAACUUGAUAGGAAAUUAAAAGAGAAACUGAAUUGUAAAGGGUCUAAUUCUAAUGGAGUUAACCAUUUCCAUGUUUUGAAAGCGCUUUCCCAGGCACUGAGGAAAACAGAGGAAUCCUUCUUUGAGAUUGCUAAUAAGAUGGCAGCAGAGAAACCUGAAUUAGCUUUAAUGGGUUCUUGUGUUUUGGUGAUGUUGAUGAAAGGAGAAGAUGUUUACUUGAUGAAUGUUGGAGAUAGCCGCGCAGUUUUGGCACAGAGAUGUGAAACAGAUCUUGGAAUUGGAAAAAUAAACCAGGAUUUGGAGAUAAUCAAUGAGGAAAGCCUGCGAGAUCUCGAAGUCUCUAAUGGCGAUGAAAUAUACAGAUUUAGCAGCUUGAGUUCCCUUCAGCUUACCAUGGAUCACAGCACUUACGUGCAUAAGGAAGUUCAGAGGAUUAAGAAAGAACAUCCUGACGAUCCUUCUGCAGUGAUGAAUGAAAGAGUGAAAGGUUACUUGAAGGUUACUAGAGCUUUUGGAGUUGGCUUUCUCAAGCAGCCGAAGUGGAAUGCUUUACUGCUAGAGAUGUUUCAAAUCGACUACGUUGGAACCUCUCCAUACAUCACAUGUCUUCCAUCACUACAUCACCAUAGACUGAGCUCAAGAGACAGGUUUCUAAUCCUGUCGUCUGACGGCUUAUACCAGUACUUCACCAAUGAAGAAGCAGUAUCAGAGGUUGAACUGUUCAUUUCCGCAUUUCCUGAAGGAGACCCUGCACAACAUCUAAUAGAGCAAGUUCUAUUUCGUGCAGCCAAAAGAGCUGGUAUGGACUUCCAUGAGUUGCUUGCUAUCCCACAAGGCGAACGUCGCCGGUACCAUGAUGAUGUUUCUGUAAUAAUCAUUUCUUUGGAAGGCAGGAUUUGGCGUUCAUCUGUGUAAAUAAACUAUAAGUUUCCAUCAAUCCCAUUAUUUUCUUCUCAAUUUUGGCCUUAGAUCUUAUUAUACCAACUAGGUUUCUUUAUUAAUAGCCUGUUAUCUCCGCGUGCACAUAAGGAUGAGACUAAUCGAUGCUCGAAACCCUUCUGACAAGGGCGAGUAAAGGAUUCAAACCCACCAAAGUUUUAGAGACAAGCGAGAGUUUUGUUUAUACUGUAAAUGUAUUCUUGUUCAAGUAGUCCUCCUUUCAAC